Oncorhynchus tshawytscha (Chinook salmon) is the source of this 4399-nucleotide messenger RNA. Its product is annotated as ephrin type-B receptor 5. Gene Ontology annotation, biological process: protein phosphorylation; cell surface receptor protein tyrosine kinase signaling pathway; axon guidance. Gene Ontology annotation, molecular function: ATP binding; protein binding; transmembrane-ephrin receptor activity. Bases 48 to 3059 code for a protein of 1003 amino acids. The transcript has 19 exons. The record is from RefSeq and is a predicted model, not a curated record. Gene Ontology annotation, cellular component: neuron projection; plasma membrane. Lineage: Eukaryota; Metazoa; Chordata; Actinopteri; Salmoniformes; Salmonidae.
GCUCCCUCCCUCCACCCUUCCUGGGUUAGUGUCAUUCUGUAGUGGAGAUGUGGAGUGUCCUUCUUUCUCUCUCUCUGUUUCUCCAGUCUAAUUCAGCUGAAGAAGUGAUGCUGCUGGACACAACAGAGUCUACCUCGGAGCUUGGCUGGACCACAUAUCCUGACACUGGGUGGGAUGAGGUCAGUGUCCUGGAUGACCGGGGGAAACUCAUCCGGACCUUUGAGGUCUGCAACGUCAACCAGAACCCCCGUCUCCAGGACAACUGGCUGGCCACACCCUUCCUCUUCCGCUUCUCGGCACCACGGGUCUUUGUGACGCUGCGUUUCUCCAUGCGGGACUGUGCCAGCCUGCGCCCGCCCUCGCCCUCCUGUCGAGAGACACUCACCCUCUACUACAAACAGGCCGACUCACAGAGAGAGCUGGAGAGGACAUGGGCUGCAGAGCCGUCCAGUGGAGAGAAGGACACGAGGGAGGGCUGGGUGAAGGUUGACACCAUAGCAGCAGAUAAGAGUUUCACCAAGGUGGAGCCCAGCCUGCCUCACCAGUACCAACCAGACCGCUACCGUCGGGUCAACAUCAAGACCCGCAGCUUCGCUCCGCUCACACGCAAUGGAUUCGUCCUGGCCAUCGUCGACAGCGGCGCAUGCGUCUCUCUGAUGGGUGUGUCCAUCUUCUACCGCCGCUGCCCAGCAACCAACCGCUAUCUUGCUUCCUAUCUGGCCACACCCUCAGGGGCGGAGCCUACCGCCCUGGUCCCUGUGACUGGGACUUGUGUUCCCCACAGCCAAGCACAGGGAGGCUCCGCCCCCCGCAUGCACUGCAACGCAGAAGGUGACUGGAUGGUGCCGGUGGGUGGGUGCAUCUGUGAAGAGGGAUAUGAGCCCAAUCAAAACGGAUCUGCCUGCUUAGAAUGUCCAGUGGGGUACUUUAAGUCGGUGUUGGGUUCGGUUCCGUGUUCAGUGUGUCCGUCAAACAGCAGAACCAGUCAGGAGGGAUCACGUGUGUGUGAGUGUCGCAGCGGCUUCUACAGAGCACCCGCCGACGUCAACUCCACCGCCUGCACAAGCUCUCCCUCUGCUCCGACCUCUGUCUCCUGGGAGUAUGAGAGUAGUGAUGGUGGGGUGUCUCUGCGCUGGCGCCCUCCAGUGGACAUGGGUGGUCGUAGUGAGGUGUGGUAUGGGGUGGUGUGUAGGAUCUGUCCCUCGGCCACCUUCACCGCCCCGGGGGCGUGCUCCUGGUGUGGAGAGGCGGUCACCUUCACCCCAUCCCAGACUGGCAUCAAGCAGACCAAGGUCACCCUUAACAACCUGCUCACCAGAGUCACCUACCUUAUACAGGUGCAAGCAGUCAAUGAUGUCUCAGCUCUGAGUCCUUUCCCACCUCAAUUCACCAGCAUCAAUUUCACUACUAGCCAAUCAGUACCCUCUCCGGUCCCUAGCCUGCACCAGUUGAGUCGAGCCCCAGACUCCAUCACCCUGUCCUGGCCACAGCCUGACAGACCCAAUGGAGACAUACUGGAGUACCAGCUCAGAUACUACGACAAGGGUUCAGAUGAGGACAGUGCAGUGAGUGUGUUCAGUGAGACCAACACAGUGACCGUCAACUAUCUGGCUCCUGGCUCCAUCUACGCCUUCCAGAUCAGGGCCCGCAACGAGAGGGGCUAUGGCCCCUACAGUCAUACUAUCUACUUCACUACAUUGGCUCUGGAGGGGAGUUCUAAGCAGAUCCAGAAUCGGCUCCCUCUAUUGGUUGGUUCUGUGAUGGGCGGGGCAGCCUUCCUCCUGGUCAUUGUGGCGAUAGUGGUCGUUUUUGUGUUCCGCAGUAAGAGGAGGGAGAGCCCCUACAGUGACAGACUCCAGAGGUACAUCAGCCACAAAGGGGGGGUGAAGUACUACGUAGACCCUUCCACCUAUGAGGACCCCAGUGAGGCGGUCAAGGAGUUUGCCCGUGAGAUCGACCCCUCUCACCUUAAGAUAGAAGAAGUGAUUGGUGCAGCCCAGUUUGGGGAGGUGUCUCGGGGGCGCUACCGGCCCCUGGGUCGUAGGGAGGUGCUGGUGGCGGUGAAGACGCUGCGCUGGGGCGUGACAGACAGAGAGAAGGCAGUGUUUAUGACCGAGGCGGGGGUGCUGGGACAGUUUGACCACCCCAACGUGCUGAAGCUGGAAGGGGUGGUCACCCACAACCCACCAGAGAGGAUCAUCACUGAGUUCAUGGAGAAUGGACCACUAGAUGCCUUCCUCAGGGAAAAUGAGGACCAGUUCAGUGUUCUCCAGCUGGUAGGGAUGGUGAGGGGUGUUGGGGCUGGGAUGAGGUACCUCUCUGAGAGGAACUUUGUCCACCGGGACCUGGCUGCCAGGAACGUGCUGGUCAACUCUAACCUGGUGUGUAAGGUGUCUGACUUUGGGCUGUCGCGGCUCAUGAGGGGUCUGGACCAUAACAUGCCCACCUACACUGCCUCACUGGGCAGUAAGAUUCCUGUCAGGUGGACAGCCCCGGAGGCCUUCCAGCAUCGCAAGUUCAGCUCAGCUAGUGAUGUCUGGAGCUUCGGAGUGCUCAUGUGGGAAGUGAUGUCAUAUGGCGAGCGGCCAUACUGGGACAUGAGCAAUCAGGAAGUAAUGAAGGUGGUGGCAGACCAGUACCGUCUCCCAGCCCCCCAUAACUGUCCUCCAGCGCUCCACUCCCUGAUGCUGCAGUGUUGGCAGGCUGAGAGGGGCGACCGGCUAGGCUUUGACUCCCUCCUCUCCUCCCUGGACAGGCUCAUACGACACCCUGCCUCCCUCAAGGCAGAGCAUCCCCGCUCCACCCAGCCACUGCUGAGCCCCACCCCCACAGACCUGUCGUCGGUGGUGACGGUCAGUGAGUGGCUGACAGCAUUAAGGAUGGACAGGUAUAAGGACCAGUUUGAGAGGGCACAUCUGGACACACUGGACCGAGUCAGCAGGCUAACCAUGGAGGAUGUGCAGAACCUGGGGGUGAACCUGUUGGGACACCAGAGGAAGAUCACCAAUGCAGCCCAGCAGCUCAGAACUCACCUCACCCAGGGUCAGGUGGAGGUCUAGAACCCACCUAUCACCUGAGAGCUUCACAGGAAGUAACAGAGAGGUGCACUAUUGGAGCUGUAGUCCAAGGCAAUGUAAGAUCUGGGAGGAGAGUUGCUGAGGAGGAACAGGAAGAUUUGAAGGGGAAAAGUCUUAAAAAAUGUGUUUUAUUUCACUUGUUUGCUGUUGUUACCAACUCUCUCGUUGCCAGUCUCUACUUCUCUCUUCCUCAUCUCUUUCUCUCACUCCUCCCACGUUGUCUCACUACUGUCCCUCCCUCUUUCACUCGUGUCACCACCCUCAAUAAAUGAAAACAGUGAAAAUGUCAUUUUUACCCAAACAUAGGGAUCUCCCGUCACAAGCAAUUGCAUAGACAAUCAAAACUGAUUUUACUGAUUAAUGUUGACAUCAUGAACACUGUUCAUGAUUAUUUGUUAAGCUACAUCACAUCAUCUGUACUGAAAUCAGAAAAUGGCAACCCUUGUUGACUAAACAUUAGCCAAUGGUUUUUCCCAUCAGUCACUAGCCUGGUCACUUUUAUGGGGAUUAUUCCAUUUGACUCAAGAAAUGGGGUUGUAGUUUACGUCGUGGCAGAAUGGAGUCACCCACCAUUGAGCAGCACCCCAAUCUGUGUAUAUUUCACAGUUCACAUUCCUUUUUUUAUAGAUAAAGUCACUGGGUCAUUUGAGCAUUGUGAAUGUGAAAUGGUUUAACUGGACUAUGUGUGAUCUGAUUGCCCAUCGAAGUAAGGAAGGCGAUGUUAUGCUUCGUGAGUAUUCUGGGUCUGUUUGUGUUAAUGUUCAUGUGUGUAUGCUGUAUGAGGAGUGUGUGUGUGCGCGUGCGUGAAGAAAUCCCCAUCAACUGAGGAGGGUCACCAUUCUGUGUCGCUCCUCCUUGAACUAUCCACCGUCCGGCUAGCAAAAUCACACAAUAAAUCCAUAGCACUUAGAGUACAAUAAAACAUAUCAACAUUUGUAACAUGACAGUUUAAUUCACACAGUAACAUUCAUUUCAUCCAUCUUCACAUCUCCAAUGGUGUCCACACUACCAGGGUUCUGGGGGAACGUCCCUCCCUGAAGAAAGCCUCAGAUAAGGUGUGUUCGAACCCUUUGACAACCCACAGAUUGUCAGCCUUCAAACAGUGUCAUAAAUCGGGAUUGUGUGUGUGUGUGUGUGUGUGUGUGUGUGUGUGUGUGUGUGUGUGUGUGUGUGUGUGUGUGUGUGUGUGUGUGUGUGUGUGUGUGUGUGUGUGUGUGUGUGUGUGUGUGUGUGCACUUGAGUAAGUGUGUUUAUUUUUAUGUGUUCACCACUAUUCCACUAUUGUGCAAAUUUGUAAAAUAAAGAAUAUGAUUUUAUUUAAA